AUGGGUGCUUCUUGUUUGAGGCGUAACAGUGGGCCCUGCCGAGGAGUUUUAACUCAGAGUCACGGCUCUCUAAUGUCAGAGGGCCUGGCCAGCCAUGCUCUAGGGCGCCAGCGACGCCGCUGCCGCUGUCACUAUGGCCCAUUAAAAGCUGCCGACUCGAAGCACGAGCAGUUGCGGAGGUACUUGGAGAAGUCAGGGGUGCUGGACACGCUGACCAAGGUGUUGGUAGCCUUGUAUGAAGAACCAGAGAAACCUAAUAGCGCUUUGGAUUUUUUAAAGCAUCACUUAGGAGCUGCUACCCCAGAAAAUCCAGAAAUAGAGCUGCUUCGCCUAGAAUUGGCAGAAAUGAAAGAGAAAUAUGAAGCCAUGGUAGAAGAAAAUAAAAAACUGAAAAUCAAGUCAAUUUCUUUAGGAAGUGUUUCAGAGUUCUCCGUCCUUAUGUCCUAA
This is a messenger RNA of Tupaia belangeri chinensis (Chinese tree shrew), 447 nucleotides long. RefSeq names its product c-Myc-binding protein-like. Gene Ontology annotation, molecular function: transcription coactivator activity. The record is from RefSeq and is a predicted model, not a curated record. Lineage: Eukaryota; Metazoa; Chordata; Mammalia; Scandentia; Tupaiidae. The transcript has 3 exons. Gene Ontology annotation, cellular component: nucleus. Gene Ontology annotation, biological process: regulation of DNA-templated transcription. The coding region runs from base 1 to 447 and encodes 148 amino acids.